AUGGAUCAGUCUGUUGAAAUUGAGGACCAAAAGAGGGCGGAUAUCGAGGGUGGUUGCGUCCGCCGCCUUCGCAUAACCGGAAAAGCCAAUUGGGCAUUUGGCUACGAUGGGUGGAAAGGCUCAGGUGUUGGGACAGUUCUCAUAGCUAUUGGGGCAAAGAACCCAACCAUGUUUAGUCAAGCGCGUAAUCAACUCUUAACGUACUUAGGAAUCAUGAAGAAACUCCGCCACCAAGAGAAUAAAACGAACGAACACGUCCAAGGAUUUUAUUCCGAUGGUUGCAGGUACGUACUGCUUCGCCCCUACCGGCCACGAUAA
Molecule: messenger RNA, 318 nt
Organism: Morchella importuna
Lineage: Eukaryota; Fungi; Ascomycota; Pezizomycetes; Pezizales; Morchellaceae
Exons: 2
Coding region: 1-318 (105 amino acids)
Source: RefSeq, a predicted model, not a curated record